AGAGAAUAUCACUUGGUCUGUAAUAGGAAAACAAACCGCCCAAGCGAAAAAGGUCUAUUGCCGAACAUGUAAGACCAUGUAACACGAAGGUUCACCUUUUCGCUUCUUCCGAGCAUAACACAGAAACAAUAGCUGAAAAUCACCAGAAGUCUUUAACAAUAUAGUAAUGUGAACAAAAUUAUGAGAAAUCUAUUUCAAAAUGUGAAUUUUGCAGCGCCAAUUUUACGGUUCACUGGGUCUACCGCUGACUCUUUUUUACUAAUUUGGUAAAUUGUGUGACUUCCAGAUUUGUGUAAUUGAUUGCUUUCGACAAAUUUCAGCGAGUGUGGAAACAUCGCAGCUAUGGAUUCACAGACAACAGGUCUAAACAGAAGAAAACAUCAACAGCGACAGGAGAUGCUUCACACAUUGAAUUCGUUUAGAAAGUCUCAAACAUUUUGCGAUGUGUUUCUCGUUGCGGACAAUUUUCGACUUCCCGCUCACAAAGUUGUACUCGCUGCGAGCAGUCCCGUCUUCAAAGCUUCUUUUAUGAGCGAGUUGGCUGGAGGCGACGAAUUCAAAGUCGAUCUCCCAGAGUUUAUUCCAGAAACGAAAAUUAUCGAGGAACUUUUGAACUACGCUUACACCGGAGAAGCGGAAAUUUCCGACGACAAUGCCGAGGAACUGUUAGUUAUAGCCGAUUAUUUUGAUAUCCCGAGCCUAAAAGAAACUUGUGCCGAGUUUUUGAUGAUCAAUCUUAAGCCUUCAAACUGCUUGGCGAUUCAGAUCUUUGCCGAGAGAUACCGCCAUCAACAGUUACACGAGGCCGCCACAGAAUACAUUUGCAAUCAUCUCGGAGACAUUUGGAAAACAGAGGAGUUUUUGUCUUCGGAUUUCGAAGAUGUGAAAGCGCUCAUUUGCGGCGAGAGACUGGAUAUUAAAACGCAAAGAGGUGAAGAAGAGGUUUUCGACGGAAUCAGGACAUGGGUAAAGCGUGAAAGCGAAACAAGAGAGCAUCGCUUUGCGGAACUUUUCAGCCAUCUUCGCUUGUCGGCCAUGUCGCUUCAAUUCAUCACCGAGGUCAUUGACCGUGACGAGUUCGUGACGCGUGAUCACGAAUGCAAAAGUUUGGUAACAGCAGCUCUUACUCUCCCGGACGAAGAGCGUGACGAGCCACGAGGUGUCGCGGAAGGUAUUGUGCUAUUGAGCAAGAAUGGAUGCGCUUCUUGUUAUAUUCCCGCAUCAAAAACCUGGUUUGAUUUGUCUAGAUUGCCGAGCUUCAACGAGGUAAGGACAGUGACUGUUUGUGAAGGCAGACUGCACGCCAUUGGCUGGGAAGAUGACCGUUUAACGAUUGAAAAAUUCGACCCGAAGAAAAACAUUUGGUCGGAAGUACUGUCCACGUUUAGCAGCCUUCCUUUGGCGGCCGUGACGGUGGAAGAUAGCAUUUGUUUGUUCAAGGAAAGUAGUGUGACGCUUUACAAGCCGAUAGACAAUUCCUGGCAAGAUAUGGCCCCGAUGCGCUCAUCGAGAAGGGGCUUAUGUGCGUUGUCGUUGAACGGGCUCAUUUACGCGAUCGGGGGCCACGAUGGACAGCAGGGGCUCAAUAGCGUCGAGAGAUACGACCCUAGCAACGACCAAUGGGAAAACGUUGCAUCUAUGGACGAGACGCGUUGCUUCGCAAGUGCGACUGUCAUGGACAAUAAAAUCCUCGUGGUGGGAGGCACGGGCGAUUUUUUUCUCCCGCUUCAGAACUGUGAGCUGUACGACCCCACAACAGAUGUGUGGAGCUUGCUGCGCGCGGAACUGUGUGUUCCUCGUUCUAACGCGGCCAUCGGCAAAGCAAAGAAGAAGAUUUUCGUGUUCGGUGGAAUUUACAGUAAUGGGAUCGUGGAAUUUUACGAUAAGGAUAAAGAGGAAUGGGCGGAAGUUGGAAAGAUUCCGUCUACAAUGUCGUUCAACCACGCCUGUGUCACGUGGCUCCCGAAAGCUCUGUUUAAGCAGCUGAAAGGCGUUAAGCUUCAACAUGACCAACAAAACGGUUAAAUAACGAGAGCUGAGUGAACAUGAGAAGAAAUGACUUUGCUCUAAAGAAGUAACAGGUUUAGAGACACGCGCGUUUCUGGCAACGGUUCAUCAACGUCUGUUUGCUUUGAUAGUAUGCCUGUGAACAGGGUUCCAAACACACCAGUGAUAGCUUCAUUUCAUGGAACAGUAUUUGACAAAUUCCAGGAAGGCAUCAGGAAGCGAUGAUGAAUUACAAAAAGUUUAAUUCACUCGCACCGCGAAAUCUCCUGUUACAUUAUUUGCAUUCUUCACAAAGUUGCUUUCAAGUAAUUUUUCAAUGUUGUUCAACAACAUACAUGUAACACCUUUUCUUUAACAUAGCCCAGAGCCAGAAGCUCUCUCCGCUGUAUAAAAAUGGCUCGCUGUUGUAUUAAGCUUCAUUUUAGGACUCAAAAGUAAUCACAGUUCAAGCAGCUAUGCUACCUAGGUACUGAACGAAUCUAACAGAGAUACAGCUAUGUAGAGCGGUUUUCAAUUGAGUGGGGCAAAACCAAAACCAAAAUAAUCACUCUAGCCAAUCACAAAGGCCUCUUAAA
This is a messenger RNA of Orbicella faveolata, 2582 nucleotides long. Its product is annotated as kelch-like protein 7. Lineage: Eukaryota; Metazoa; Cnidaria; Anthozoa; Scleractinia; Merulinidae. The record is from RefSeq and is a predicted model, not a curated record. Gene Ontology annotation, molecular function: protein binding.